GAUUUAUGCAUGAUUCCUAGUAGAUCGUUGACUUAUAGGCUACCCGCCCCUGUAAUAGCGCUGGCAGCGCAAGGAUAGUCCGCAACUUGUCCACCAUGAAAGGUUUUCUUCAGAAGGCGAAAGCUGAGCUGAGGGGCAAGACCCAACGCGACACAAUCGGCUUCCCAGGGCGUCACUUUGGUAAUGGUCAUUCGCAAGGGCAAUACUAUGAUCCGCCAGAUGAACAAUUCGUCUGUUCGGAUUCGGAGAAUGUACAAGCUCAGACAAUCCACGAUCCAACACCUUUAGACAUCCUCCGCUAUCGCUACCAUCACGCCACCAAUCUUGGCUCUAUAUACGUCAUCGAACGCUGGCUCCAACCAUCUCGCUUCCCUGAUGGCGCUGAGGGAUCGAGUGAGUUGGCGGCUGUCAAGGCGUGGGUCGACAGGAUCGGCAUUGAAGCUACCAAACAGAAGUUUGAAGAGGACUGGACGAAUGCGUUGUCAGAAGAUGACAUACAAUGGCUCGUAGAUGAGGCCAAGUGCACGACUAUCCGCCUACCGAUCGGCUACUUCGAUCUUCCUGGCGCCGAGUUCACUCAAGAUACGCCAUUCGAACCUUAUGCUCGCGUGUACGAAGGAGCAUGGAACAAUAUCCGCACCCUGAUUUCCCGUUUGCGAGCACACUCCAUCGGUGUCCUGCUCGAUUUGCAUGCCCUACCCGGAGGCGCCAAUGCGCAAGAACAUUCCGGAACCAAUAGCGGACGCGCAGAGUUUUGGAAUAGUUCCUCGAACCGUGAUUUAGGCGUUCGUUGCUGUCAAUUCCUCGCUGAAGACGCCACGACAGGGUCCGAAAUCGCCGGUAUCCAGCUCGUCAACGAAGCAUUGUGGGAAGCCGAAGGCAUGUACGAGUGGUACGAUGAGUGCAUCGAUGCCAUCUCAGAUAUCGAUGCUAGCAUCCCUAUAUUCAUCUCCGACGGUUGGAACUUCAGGAAAGCUAUCGACUACACAUUGCAAAAGAACUCGGUAAACGUCGAUCAGCCGACAAGCCCAGUGGUUAUCGAUACGCAUUACUACUGGGCUUUCACAGAUGAUGAUAAGAAGAAGUCUCCACAGCAAGUCAUUUGGGAGGUUCACACCAAGCUUGCUGAACUCGAUGGUAAGGAAGGCUCGGUCCUCGAUCGUGGCGCGGUCCAAGUCAUCGUUGGCGAGUACUCUUGUGUACUGACGGAGGACUCGUGGGCUAAAUCUGGCGGUACUCCCAAAGAGGAGCUCGUGGAACAGUUUGGUGAAGCGCAGAGUAAGAGAUACCAGCAGCGGGCGGGUGGAAGCUUCUUCUGGACAUACAAGAUGGACUGGAUGCCCGGCGGCGAGUGGGGCUUCACGGCACAAUCGGAUGCGGGUAACAUCGUACCACCCCCGUACACUCAACUAUCACUGGAAGAGAGGGGCUGGUUUGUAGAGAAAGCACGGGAUGAAAAAGACAGACGCAUGCGUAAGGCUGUGCAGCAGCAUGUUACUUACUGGCGCCGCGUCGACCCUCAUGGUUCGUACGAAUUUGAAAAGUAUCAACACGGCUGGAACGUCGGCUUUCAAGACGCAUUGGCAUUCUUCGAAGGUCGAGCAACGCAGGGUGACAAGAUUGGUAUGCUGGAGAUAUGGGUGCUCAAGAGGGUGAGAGAGAGUGGGUACAGAGGUGCCUUGACGUGGCAAUUCGAGCAUGGUUUGAGAAAAGGCAUUCAAGACUUGUAUGCCGCGGUGGAGAUAUAGGGCGGCCGGUAUUCGAGUGACUUUGUUCGCACGACAUGAUCGUGUCGCCAGGCAGAGGGCGUUUGAUCUUGGGAUCGAAUAUAGCUAAGUGUAAAUUCUGAUGCGGGAUCAAGGUGAUAGCGACCUAAGAAGAGUGAUGGUAAUAGCGGCGAGCAGGAUUAUGAGAACCACGUGGUUUGAAAGGUGUUAGAACAAAGUGAGAAGACGGUUGAGCUUAGGAUGAUCCGUGGGAUUGGAAGUACGCAGCGGUCGUGCAUUGUAAGCAUGUACAGUAAAAUGAAUGAUAUUGAGGGCUUUCACUAUUAAGUAAGCU
Messenger RNA from Cucurbitaria berberidis CBS 394.84, 2061 nucleotides. RefSeq names its product glycoside hydrolase family 5 protein. Gene Ontology annotation, biological process: glucan catabolic process. Lineage: Eukaryota; Fungi; Ascomycota; Dothideomycetes; Pleosporales; Cucurbitariaceae. The transcript has 3 exons. Gene Ontology annotation, molecular function: glucan endo-1,6-beta-glucosidase activity. Bases 96 to 1748 code for a protein of 550 amino acids. The record is from RefSeq and is a predicted model, not a curated record. Gene Ontology annotation, cellular component: cell surface; extracellular region.